Elgaria multicarinata webbii is the source of this 4444-nucleotide messenger RNA. Its product is annotated as cystine/glutamate transporter-like. Gene Ontology annotation, molecular function: L-amino acid transmembrane transporter activity. The coding region runs from base 183 to 1676 and encodes 497 amino acids. Gene Ontology annotation, cellular component: membrane. The record is from RefSeq and is a predicted model, not a curated record. Gene Ontology annotation, biological process: amino acid transmembrane transport. The transcript has 14 exons. NCBI's taxonomy places the organism in Eukaryota, Metazoa, Chordata, Lepidosauria, Squamata, Anguidae.
CUGCAACAAGAGGCGAAGGGCUUCCAGAAUCUGGGAGAUUCUUAAAAGAACUACUUCAGGUACAAAUCGACAUUGGUGCAAUGAGAAGACAUUUUCAGUGUCAUUCUGUGGGACCAAAAAUACUGUAUCUACUCAUUUCUAUGGGACACCUUUAACUUUGGGGUUGAUUGGAAAGAACCUCUAUGGUAGCUCAAGCUGCACCUCAGCGUCAGAACUUGAACAGUCUUCUGUUGCCCCAGAUCCCACGAGCCAUGGGGAAAUCUAAGAAGAAAGAAGAGGCUGUCUUCCUGAGGAAGAAGAUCACCCUCUUGAGAGCUUUCUCACUCCUCAUUGGCAGCAUGGUGGGCAGCGGCAUAUUCAUCGCUCCCAAAGGGGUGCUGAAAAACUCCGGCAACGUGGGCUACUCCUUAAUCGUCUGGUUUGUGUGCGGGAUUCUCUCUAUGUUUGGUGCUCUGAGCUAUGCAGAACUUGGCACACGAAUCACAAAGUCUGGAGGCCAUUACAUCUACAUCUUGGAGACCCUGGGCCCCCUACCAGGAUUCCUGUUCCUAUGGGCCGAAUACUUUGCUAUAAGGCCGGCCAACAGCGCGGUUGUCUCCUUGGCAUUUGGCCGCUACAUCUUGGAGCCGUUUUUCGCUCCCUGCCCAACUCCACUUCCAGCUGUAAAACUGGUUGCUCUCCUUGGCUAUUACAUUGUCCUCAUCUUGAACUCUUGGAGCGUCAGUUGGAGUGCCAGGCUUCAGACCGUCUUGUCCAUUAUCAAGCUAGCAGCUCUGGCUCUCAUUAUUGUCCCUGGCAUGAUGCUUUUAGCUCAAGGCCAUACAGAAAAUUUCCAGGAUGCUUUCAAUGACCAGAUGCUCGCUUUGGACAAGCUUCCUUUAGCUUUUUACGCAGGGAUGUUCGCCUAUUCCGGAUGGUUUCAAACUAGUUUUGUGCGAGAAGAACUAGUGAAGCCCGAACGAAAUAUUCCCCUGGCUGUGAUUGUGUCUGUGAUCACUGUGAUUGUGGGAUAUAUGCUUACUAAUGUUUCCUAUUACACGGUACUGACAGCAGCAGACGUCCUUGCCUCCCAAGCAGUCGCUGUGAGUUUUGCACGGAAAGCUUUCCAGAGCCUUAUCUCUGUAAUCCCUGUCUUGGUUUCCUUGUCUUGCUUUGGAACCAUGAAUGGAGGAAUCUUUACUUUUUCAAGGACCUUGUUUGUGGCUUCAAGAGAAGGCCAGUGGCCUCCCCUCUUCUCUAUGAUUCAUAUCCAAAGACAUACGCCCCUGCCUGCUGUCAUGCUCAUGUUCCCUCUGGUCACAGCCAUGAUUUGCGUGGGAGACCUCUAUCACCUCCUGAACUUUUUCAGCUUCUCCCGGUGGCUCUUCAUCGGCUUAGCCACACUUGGGCUUAUAGUUCAUCGUUGCCGUCAUCCUGAGAUAAUAAGUCCAUUCAAGGUUCCUCUCUUCAUUCCUGUUUCCUUCACGAUCAUCUGCCUUUUCACUGUCGGAAUGUCUUUCUACUCAGACCCAAUCAAUAUCAGCAUCGGAUGUGCCAUGGUUUUAAGUGGUUUUCCAGUUUACUAUUUGCUCUUCAACGGGUCAAUGCCAAAGUGUUGCUGUGCUGCAUUCCAUUAUCUCACCCUGAAGCUCCAGAUACUCUUGAAGGUGGUGCAACAAGAGAUCAGGACUUACUGAGGAGCAUAACAAGAGAAGAAUGCACACACACCCCUGAAGCAUCUAUUUAGAGACUCCAACUUUGUGAAGACUUUGCCAUUAGCUUACAUUUCACGUUGCACAUAGAACACUACUACAUUGUGGCUACUUCUGCUUCCAAAUUGAUAUUUCAACACCAGAUGGAAAGUUCAGGAGGAAUCAAAGGCAACAAGGAAGUUUGUGUUGAGUUGCACCUUGUGUUGAAUUGCACCUUGGAUAGCAUUAGAAACGUAGCCUGUGUCGGUCCUGAUAGGGUCCUCAUCUGCCAUUGCAGGUGGACAUGAGUGGAUCCAGAAGAAAGACUCAUACCAAUGUAACUGAAUCUGUACUCCAUCUUUAAACACCGAUCGUGUUGAGUCAAUAGUUAUUUGUAGAUUUUGAAGUGGUGUUGCACAGCGGUUAUUAGCCAUGGAGUGCAGGUUCAUUUUUAAAGUUUGGUUUGACCUGUGCACUUUGGGUAGUGACCGUUUUGAUGUGCUCCAGGCUGUACUCUAGAAAGGCUAAAAAAAGAAAGCCCUCAAAGACAUGUAUGUAUUUUGGUGGGCUUGCCAUGGACACUGUUUGAAUGAUGCCAUGAUAAGACAGCUACCCACCCCUACUCCCCACACCCAGCUACCUAAAUCUGGAGCAGUUUCAAAACUUUUGAUAUUUUUUAAAUAUAUAUAUAGUGUAUGAAAGAAUGGAUGCAUAUUUAUCAAGGUGAUUUUGUAAUACUUUACAAAGUAAAACAAGGGCAAAAAUGAUUUUUUGAGUGGCAUUGACUAUACCAGAGUUAGCUUUGCAGCAUGGUCUAGCCAAUUUCACACCUUUUUUGUCUUUGGAACGGGUAGAACAGUUGAAGGGCUAUCAUACAGAAAAUGGAGCAAAUUUGGGCUCUUUUGGUCUGGUGGCCUGAAAUGGUGGGUUUAAGUUACAAGAAAAGAAAAGAAGAUUUAGACUAAACAUUAGGAAGUACUUUUCAAUGGUACCAGUGGUUUGUUAUGCAGUGAGUGGUUCCGAUUGGGGUUCUGAUGUCUGUCAGUUCCGACGUCAAUAAGGUGGUGAAUCCGCUCUGGGUUUCAGUCAGAACUCUAUAGAAGCUACCCAAGGCGCUAUCCAAGGUGACAUUGCUAGGUCAGUGCCAUAUUGGUUGGGGGCAAAUUACCCCCAUGGAUCCGGAGGAAUAAUAAUCCUUGUAUCACCAUAGCAGCAACGAUCUAGCAAAACAAUAUAAGCUCAAACAAGUGAUAGCAUGUGCAUCUCUUCUGUCCUGCAGUAUUUACACAGAAGUAAGUUCUACUGAAGUCAGUGGGUCUGUCUUCUCUGAAUGUGGGUAGGGGCUGGCACGUUAGAGUGAAACACAUGUCUUUGUAAGACCAGGGGUGGUGGUGGUGGUGGGGUUGAGCACAUGGUAAUGUGAAAUAAAUCAGUUGGUGGUAGUAGCAAUAGUUUUGCAACAUGAAACGUGACUUGAGAGGGCCAUGAACCAAAACUAUUAAUGGAGCACUUCUAACCAUCAGAAAUCAGAAGGAGCAUCACAACUGUUUCAAAUAUGACAGAUUGCCUACACUAGGAGUAGAGAACCAGUGGCCCUCCUGAUAUUGUUGGACUCUAACACCCAUAAUUUCUUACCAUUGGUCAUGUUGGCUAGGGCCGAUGGGAGAUGGAGUCCUUUAACAUCAUCUGGAUGGCACAGGUUCCCCAUCCCUUGCCUACAUGGAUCCAUAUAAGGAGAAAGCAAGUUGUGUGUACGCAGGUGAAGUCACACGUGCUUGUUUUUGUGUGUGUUUACAAUCCAUGGGAAACUGCUGCCACUUGUAAUGAAGUCAGCAUGUAUGAGAUGGCCAGAUGUGAGAAUCUAUGUACUGUUUUGCACAUGUGAUCCUACAUGGAAGUAGUAUGCAGGUAGGAAAUUGCCCCCAAUCCGUUCAACUAUCCCUUUUUUUCUUUUUUAAACUCAUAGUGAAAGAAAUCUUGUGCCCCUUUUACAUAAGUCUAAAGCAUCAUGGUCAAUACUGAAGACAUGUACAGUCCCAAUAAUAGAUUCUGGUAGCUCCUGCUAUUCCAUUUUAGGACUUUUCUACAUGAGGCUUUUAACCCCACACUUUAUGGAGGCUUCAUCAGCUCCUCCAUCAGUUUCUCCUCCCCCCCCCCGAGCUUUUCUUUCUUUGCUUUUCUAUAUGUUCCAUUACACAGCCACUAGGUGGCAUUGUCAUGUAGCAGUGUUGUACAUAUACACCUGAGUUUCAUGCCGCCAUUCACAGAAAUACCAGACUUUCCUGGUUAGAUAAUAAUAAUAAUAAUAAUAAUAAUAAUAAUAAUAAUAAUAAUAAUAAUAGUGUAAUGGUUGCAAAGUGUGGGAGAGGUCUUAGAGGAUAACUAUGAUGUGUAAAGCAUCUGCAAACUGCCAUGAGUAAGGAAUCAUGAGUGUAGAAUAAAUGGCUCAUGUAGAAAGGCUCUAAGAAGCUUUUCUCACUUGCCCACUGUCAAGGGCAAUUAAGCUGGUGAGUACAAGACGCAGAGCCUUCUCCAUAGUGGCCCCACACCUCUGGAAUUGCCUUCCUUUGGGGGUUCAUUAGGUUCCUUCCAUGCAGAUCUUUAGGAAGGUCUGAGGACCCACCUGUUUUUCCAAAGUGUUUUAGGCUCAGUGGUCAUUUCUGUUUGUAUUGAUUGCUAUUGGUAAUCUGUUUUUUAAUGGAUUUUUAUUGAAUAUGUAUCCACUUUGUAUGGUUUUUAUCAUGUGUGUAGCCUAGAGGGGGUUGCACCGUUAA